AUGGCGGAGGCGGAGGAGUGGGAGAGGCGGAAGAGGGGGAGGAGGAGGCAGCGGCGGGGCAGGAGGGAGAGCGACGGCAGCGACCCCGUGGAGGUGCUGGGGGAGGAGUGUGCUGAACUGAUGGCCGGAAAGGCACAUAUUCCUCGUCUGACAAUGAUCCGUACUGCAUCAAAGUUGUCUACCUAUUCAAUGGCCAUCAUGGAUGGCAAGCGGAAUCGGAUCACAAAAGAGGAUCUCUGUGAUCAUGCAUGGGAAUAUCGUUUCACUAUUGCAGCACCAGAGUACUGGAGGAAUCUCGAUCCGUCCUGGAAGCGCACUGGUCCACCCAUGCGACGAUACUUCCACCAUGAUGGUUACCACAGUGCAGAUCCUCAUGACGCUGUCUGGGGUGGCCAUGAGUGUGAGUACACGAUCAUAACAAGCUUUGUCGGUGAUGGAAGAAUCAGAGAUCAUUAUGUGAGGAUCAACCGGUGGCCACCGAUGAAAGUGUCGAGAAAGGAAGAUUGGAGCUGGGAGCUAUCCAACCACCUCUACCGCUACAACAGCAUCCCUGAUGCUGAAAAGGAAGGAUGUACAGUACAUGCGAUUGGUAGCUCAAUGCUGAAGGUCGAGCCACAGCGUCCUCAUCGAGUCCCCGGCCAUGGAGCACCAGACCACCCUGCUGCGCCGCCACCUCGUAGUGCUCUAUGCAGCUACCAAGAACCACGUGGCCAGUCCGAUGUCAAUGGGGGCGCCAUCGACGCGCAGCUCCACACCCGUCCCCACCUACUGCAGGUGACCAGCCACGACCCAGAAUAUUUCCUGGUUCACUUCGAGUUCCCCGCGCAUCACGACAAAGCGGUGCGCCUCAGCGCGCUUGAUGAACCACAUGUAUAG
Triticum turgidum subsp. durum (durum wheat) is the source of this 876-nucleotide messenger RNA. The record is from the annotation of a GenBank genome assembly. NCBI's taxonomy places the organism in Eukaryota, Viridiplantae, Streptophyta, Magnoliopsida, Poales, Poaceae.